UAUUACUGGCAUAGUGCUGUGCUUUAAAUGUCUAAAUGUGUAAUGUACUUCCUGUACUUUUCUCUGAGAUGUACGUCCCUUUGGAGAAAAGCGUCUGUUAAAUGAAUAACUGUGAAGGUAAAAAAAUCAAAACGCUAGCGCGCCGUGUUUCCGGGGGACUCGUAUUCGCGGUGCGCCGUCGCACGUAGGUGACGUCACCCCUCCGCCUCGCUCUGAUUGCCGGUGACUUGGUGCUCCGCUUGUUAGCGACAGAGAGAGGAGCUGGAAGUCGGACAAAGAAAGUGAUUCCGAGCUAAGUAUAUGACGCCCUGCUCCUCGGCCUCUCAGUCUCAGUCGCUCCCAGCCUCAGCCAGGCGGCCCCAUGAGGGUGGAGACCCCUGAUCGCGGCGCCGUGGCCGAGCCUCUGCCCUCCGAAGCGCUCGGCCGGAGGGUGAGCUGUGACGGGGAGAGGGCCACCGUGCGCUACGUGGGGGUCGUUCCCCCCACGGCAGGUCUGUGGCUCGGAGUGGAGUGGGACGACCCGAAGCGGGGCAAACAUGACGGCAGCCAUGAAGGCGUGCGCUACUUCACCUGCAGGUUCCCGACCGGCGGCUCCUUCGUCCGGCCCAAGAAGGCCAGCUUUGGCAUGAGCUACGUGGCGGCGUUGAGGCAGCGCUACGAGGGGGAUGUGGGCUGCGUGGAUGGCGAGAAGCUGAAGAUUUCCACGAGGACGGUCGAGAUGGUUGGCUUUGAAGACCUCUCUAAGAAGAAGAAAAUAGAAAAUCUGACCUCAGUGUCACUCAGAGGGUGUGAAGUCAAUGGUCCUGGACCAGAGAAUGAAGUCAGACAAACCACACCCAAUGUUGUGUCGCUCAACCUGUCAGGGAACUUGCUUUGCUGCUGGGAAGAUGUGGCCAGCAUCACCAAACAGCUGGAGGGUCUUCAGGAAUUGCAGCUGAGUGACAACAGGCUAUGCAUCCCUGCAGACCCACAGAACCUGGCCCAUGCCUUCAUCAACCUCAGAGUCCUCGCCCUCAACAGCACUGCUGUCAUCUGGUCAGAGGUGCUCCGUUGUGCCCCCAUGUGGCCAUUGCUGGAGGAGCUCUAUGUCUGUGAGAACGAGAUCACUGAGCUGCACAGGCCAAAAAAUGUUUUGCAGAACUUGAAAGUUUUAGAUCUGUCCAAAAAUUCUUUGGCUGGUGGAAAUGAACUCUUAAACAUUGCUGAACUCCCAAGGUUGGAAAAGCUGAACUUAUCUAGUACAGGUCUUUCUACCCUACAGUUCAAUGAUGUAGGCCCAGGAUGCAAAACUGCAAUGUUUCCUGCACUGAAGUUUCUGUCACUCGAUGACAAUGCAAUCUCGGAGUGGUCUGUGGUGAAUGAGCUGGAGAAGCUGGCCAGCUUGCAGCAGCUUUCCUGCCACAGGAACCCACUCAUUGAGCAGGACAGGACCCCUGAGACCACCAGGCAGCUCUUCAUCGCCAGGAUUGGCCAGCUGCAGGUUCUCAACAAGUCUGAGGUGAUGCGGGAGGAGAGGAAAGGGGCGGAGCUGGACUACUGCAAGAUGUUCUGUGUCAUGUGGCUGGGGUCUGGAGGAAACAGAGACCCAGAGCUGGACCGGCCCAGCGGCGAGUUCGUGGAGCAGCACCCCCGCUUCCAGAGCCUCAUCCGCAAAUAUGGAGCGCCAGAGGAGGGUGAACUCAAGAAAACAACAUUUGCACUUAAAAAUCAAUUGCUAACUAUAACCUUCAUUUGUCCUGAGAUGCCUCAGAGGAAAGCAAUUAAAAAGCAGCUUCCAGAUUCUAUGACUGUGCAGAAGGUGAAAGGACUUCUGUACAGACUGCUGAAAGUCUCAGACUCAGAACUGAAGCUGACUUACACCAGCUCAAAGAUGAAGAACACAGAGAUCGAGAUGAACAAUGACCUGCAGCCCCUUGCGUUCUACUCCAUUGAGGACGGAGACACAGUUCUGGUGCGCUGUCUUUAGCUGCAAGACGUCUGGGGUCUAGCUUCACUGGACCAAGGAUCUGCAUUAAGAACACCACACUUCCAAGUUGUUUCAUGUUCUAAUAAUUACAAUAGACAUAACACUGUUUAAUGCUCAUGUUGUACAGUGGGUCCCUGACUUACGAACAAUCAAGUAAACUUUGUGCUUUUUUUUUUUGUUUUAGUAUUUUUCAUAAAUAGAGCUAGGAUACAAUUCAAAGAAACAGCACCUAAAUAAGUCAACACUGUUAUAGCAGAUCAUAAAUACCCAGCUGGGAAUGUGGAGGUGCUUUCAGUGAAAGCGCUGCUAUCAAUCACACACAGCUGUCUUCUACAUUACAUUUACAUUUUUUUUCCCCCCCCAUUUAGCAGGUGCUUUUUACCAACAGACAAGAGGGGUAGAUUGGUAUUGGACUGCCAAGAAUUCUUUUUUCCCCUGACGUUACACAAAUAGCAUUUAGAGUAGAAGAGAAUGACAGAAUAGAUAACACGUCUCCCGUCUACUUUGUGUCACAUUUAACUAACAAACCAA
Messenger RNA from Scleropages formosus (Asian bonytongue), 2497 nucleotides. It is a transcript of the gene tbce, whose product is annotated as tubulin folding cofactor E. Gene Ontology annotation, molecular function: protein binding. Gene Ontology annotation, biological process: cytoskeleton organization. The coding region runs from base 362 to 1966 and encodes 534 amino acids. The transcript has 17 exons. The record is from RefSeq and is a predicted model, not a curated record. Lineage: Eukaryota; Metazoa; Chordata; Actinopteri; Osteoglossiformes; Osteoglossidae.